GAGUUUUUGUAUUCAGAUGAGUAAUUCGCGGUGGUUUAUGUUGAGUAUAGUCUAUCCGUGCGUUAACACAUCACACGGACGGUGCACUAGUCAUUAAAAUGGCGUGUUAUAACUUUAUCCAUGACUUUGUUUCUUUGUAGAUAGAUGACCAAUAGCUAUAGACAGAUCGCGGGAGAACGAGGGGCGGGGCUCCGCUUUGGAAGGGCUGUUGCUUGGUUACCGUGCGAGUGACACUUCCGGGAUAGAACAGAGACCAAAGGAGCCGUAAUGGCGGCUGUCCUCUCGUCUUAGCAACAGGGGCAGCAGCUGUUCUUAAUCUGCAAACAUCGCCCUAAAUAUAGACCAGACAGGCUCCCAGGACCACUGAAAAUAAACUAGAACAUCAACUGCACACGAAUAUACUGACAUUUCUGACCAAUAUCAAAAACAGAGAUUAAAAGUUUGUGUGUGAUAUAUAUAUAUAUAUAUAUAUAUAUAUAUAUAUAUACGACCAUGUAAACAGUAUCAACCGAUUCAAGUUUUCAAUUUCAGUUUUGUGAAACAAUAUCGCCCAUUCAACAUGGACUCUGGCUGUUUCUGAACUCCAUCGGAAACAGAAGGAAUUAAAUACCUUUCCUGACGCCUGAAACCGGGCUGAGGAAUAAUAAAAAGGUACUUAGAUUACAGACGUUUCUUAUACAAAAACAUAAUUAAACACCACCAAUAAAUAUCUGCGACUGCUACCAGGGAGGGGAGAGAUGAUCAAGCUGUAACAGCAGAGCGCUUAAAACAAGUUUCACCUUCACUCGUUUUAUUUUUAUGUUUUUCUUCCGUGCAGGCCAGUGAGGGAGAGACCUGGAAUGAAUCGAGAGACAGACCGUGCACCACGCCGUGGUGUUGGGGGUUUUUGUAAUUAUUAUUUUUAAGUUUCCCUUUUUUUCGGUUUUUGUUCUAUUGGUUUAAUGCUUCGUUGUGGUUGGAGAGGCCCGGCUUUGGCAGGAGGCGCGUUACCGUGAGGAAUGCCCGGUUCCGAGAGACACCAUGGAAGAAGGAAGCCGGAUGGAGGCAUUGCCGUUCCGUUACAACAGCAGCCAAGCAACAGCGGGGUCCUGCAAACCGCGCAGCCACAACCUUCCUCAGCUACAAACAUGACUAGCAAAGACGGCAAGCAGAAGCUCAAGGCCUCGGUGUCCGCCUCCUCAGCUAAGCACAAGCGCCACAAGUCCAAGUAUAACAAAGCAUCGGCGCUGGAGCACAGGCCCGGGACCACCACGAGCUCUGCGGCGCCCCCAGCGGUGAGUGUUAUUAAACCUUUAGUGGAGUACGACGACAUCAGCUCCGACUCCGAAACAUUCUCAGACGUGCCGACAGGUAGGUCUGACAAGCGUGCAGUGGCGGACCACCACGAGAAAGGGGGAGGUGGCAGCGUGGAAAGUCGGGGUCACAAGCACAGGCACCCCCACAAGAAGUCCAAAGACCUGCAGAAGCUGAAGGAAGUAGGGAGCAGGGAGAAAAAGAAGAGCAGCAAGGAGCGAGAGAAGGAGAGGGAGGGCAUCAGGGAGGGGACCAGGAGCAAGCGCAGCAAGGACAGGCCCUCGGGCUCCAGGAAGCUUGAGGACACAGUGACUAGGAAGCGGGGCGAGUCCGCUGCCUCCUCAUCCUCUUCUGCACCAGGACAACCAACAGGAGCCGACCCCUCUCCCUCCAAGAGCAAGCAGGGCUGCCGGGCCCCCAAAUCGCACAAGGACAGCAAGCAGAGGCGUGACAAGGGUGACUCCCAAAAGGAGAGGGGGGACAAGAGCCACCGCAAGAGGGGGUACAAGGGGAGCCCCCGUAGGAAGCAGAAGGGCUCCCCCAAACCCAGAGGCGGGAGAGUAAAUGACAGCCCUGGUGCAGUGGAGUAUGGGCAGGACAGUGAGGACAGUUACCACCACCACCACCGGAGGCAGCAGAGCCCCAGCACCCCGGCCUGCAGGGAACCGUCUGGGAGGGCCAGGCAGUGCUUGGGCAGCCCACUCCGCUCCUCCAGUGACGAGAGAGACAGCAGCCCUGGCUGCUCCAGCAGGAGGCGCUCUCUCAGCCCCUAUGCAAACCGCAGGUCCUCCAGCUCCAGCCCGGUGUCACGGCGGUCAGUUUGUUCCCGCAGCCGCUCCCCGCCCCCCUUCUCCUCCUCGUCCCGAGGAUCCUCAUCCCGCUCUCACAGUAAGAAGUGCUCGUCGGGGUCUCGGAGCCGGCAGUCCAGUGUGUCGCCCCCCCCUCCCGCCCGCUUCCCCCUGAAUUCCAGCCUGGGGGCCGAGCUGAGCCGCAGGAAGAGGGAGCGCCAGGCUGCCUCUGCAGGGGCUGCGAGGAGCUCCCUGGAACCACGGAAAGAGGAGCCCGGGGCCCCACUAGCCAACACCAAGAGAGGGCCGAGCAAGCCUGCCAAACCAGCGGAGAAGCAGAGCGAGGCUGAGACCAACUCCGUCACUGCAGGGGUCAAACCAGAGCUGGAGGAGGUGUCCCCCCCAGACAGGAACCCAGCCCCUGAGAAUCCCUCCCAGCCCCCUCUCCCCCUUUCUGAGCCCUCCAAGGAGGAUCAGGCCUCACGGUCUGCUCCCCCUCCUCCUCUCCCAGUCCCCCAAUUCUCAUCACCCCCCCCCCCCUGGGACCCCGCCUCCCCUUCCCCUUCCCCCACUCCCCCCUUCUCCUGCCACCUGGUAGGGGCAUCGCCUCGGGGCGCCCCCGUGUCGGAGCCCCUCCCAACCCCAUGGGGUCCCCACACAACCCCCACCCCAAGACUUCCACCCUGCCCCCCCGCCCUGCCCCCCAUGCUGCUGGGAGAGAACAGCUUGGGCAGCCCAAAGGAAUUGCCCCCCCAUCGCUCUCAGAGGAAGGAAAAGGAGGGUCGAACCCGGCACCUACUGACUGACCUGCCUCUGCCACCCUCCCUGCCAGGGGGGGACCCUUCACCCCCCCAGUCCCCCGUCCAGAAGACCCCCCCCCAGCCACUGUCUGCCAAGAAGAGACCAAAGUUCUGCUGCCCGCGCUACGGGGAGAAGAAGCAGACGCAGAGCGACUGGGGGAAGCGCUGCGUCGACAAGUUCGGCAUCAUCGGCAUCAUCGGAGAGGGAACCUACGGCCAGGUGUACAAGGCAAAGGACAAGGACACAGGGGAGCUGGUGGCCCUGAAGAAGGUGCGUCUCGACAAUGAGAAGGAGGGGUUCCCCAUCACAGCGAUCCGAGAGAUCAAGAUCCUGCGGCAGCUGAACCACCGCAGUGUGGUCAACAUGAAGGAGAUCGUGACGGACAAGCAGGACGCGCUGGACUUCAAGAAGGACAGAGGUGCGUUCUACCUGGUGUUCGAGUACAUGGAUCACGACCUGAUGGGUCUGCUGGAGUCGGGGCUGGUGCAGUUCUCAGAGGAGCACAUCAAGAGCUUCAUGAGGCAGCUGCUGGAGGGGCUGGAGUACUGCCACAAGAAGAGCUUCCUGCACAGAGACAUCAAGUGCUCCAACAUACUGCUGAACAACAGCGGACAGAUUAAACUGGCGGACUUCGGUCUGGCUCGACUCUACAACUCCGAGGAGAGCCGUCCCUACACCAACAAGGUGAUCACACUGUGGUACCGGCCGCCCGAGCUGCUGCUGGGAGAGGAGCGCUACACUCCGGCCAUCGACGUGUGGAGCUGCGGCUGCAUUCUCGGGGAGCUGUUCACCAAGAAGCCCGUCUUCCAGGCCAAUCAGGAGCUGGCUCAGCUGGAGCUCAUCAGCCGGCUGUGUGGCAGCCCCUGCCCGGCGGCCUGGCCCGACGUCAUCAAGCUGCCGUACUUCAACACCAUGAAGCCCAAGAAGCAGUACCGGCGCCGGCUGAUCGAAGAGUUUGCAUUCAUCCCCAGCCACGCUCUGGACCUGCUGGACCGCAUGCUGACCCUUGACCCUGGGCGGCGCUGCACAGCGGAGCAGGCCCUGCAGAGCGACUUCCUGUGCAACGUGGAGCCAAGCAAGAUGAGUCCCCCUGACCUCCCUCACUGGCAGGACUGCCACGAGCUCUGGAGUAAGAAGCGGCGGCGGCAGAGACAGAGCGGGGUGGCCGAGGACGUGCCUGUCCCCAAACUGCCCCGCAAGGACCCGCCACCCCCUCCUGCAGGCACAGUUAACAGCCGCUCCACCCCCAGCCCAGCGAGAACGCAGCCUCCCGCCCCACCCAGACAGGCCCCCCCCCUGGAGGAGCUGCAAGGAGGGACCGCCACACUGAAAGGGCUUGGUGAGGCCGCAGAGCAGCUCAAUCAGAACGAGAUGGCCGUGCUGCUCAAUCUGCUCCAGCAGCAGACGGACCUCAGCCUGCCCCAGAUGGCUCAGCUGCUGAAUGUGGGUUCGAACCCGGAGACGCAGCAGCAGCUGGAAUCUCUCACCCAGUCGCUGUCUGCGCUGACAGAGGCAUCCAAUCAGCAACGAGGGCACCAGAAGGAGCAGCAGCAGGAGGAGGAGCCUGGCACUGCAGAACCUGUUGCAGCGCAGCCACACACCCCUGAGCCCGCCCCAUUGGCCGAACUGCCUGCCAGUCAAGAGGACCUGCCCAAUCUGCUGGCUCUGCUGUUGGGGCAGCUCAUCAAGCCACAGGAAGGGGCGGAGCAAGCAGAUGAGAGCAACGGUGUCCAAUUGGAGAAGCCGCCUGCAGCCAGCGGCAACGAACGCAAAGAGUCAGGUGUGGGCCGACGGAAGGCUUCGGGUUCGAGUCAGUGUGUGGUGCCCCCUGAGAGGAGGCCCCCCGAGCCCCCGGGACCCCCCCUCCAGUGGCCAGGCCCCUCCCUCCACACGUGGGGUCUGCAGAGGCUCGUCACCCCAACUGGAGGAGCAGUGGCCGCGGCACUGCUGCAGCUCAUCACCCAACAGGAGGUGGGGCCAGGCCAGGAGAGGGUGGGGCCAAGGGGGAGGGGGGCAGACCGGACUUACACUGUGGUGGGGGGCAAACCCCCUGAGCCCCCUCCUCCUGACAGAGCUGCACCCGAGCCAGCCCCCCCCUCUGGGAAGGUGCCGCUGACCCCCUCCAGCUCCAUGCAGUUCCCUGGGGAUCAGGACCUGCGGUUCAGUUGUGGUGGGCCCCUAGGGAAGCAGCCUCCCGAACCAGGGGCCACAGAGCACAGCCAUUCUGGGGGGGCCUCAGGGUGGGGUUCUAGCAAGGGUUACAGGGGAGCAGGCCACGCUCAGUCCAGGGGGGGCAGAGGGAAAGGGGUGCCCAACUGA
Molecule: messenger RNA, 5201 nt
Organism: Polyodon spathula (Mississippi paddlefish)
Lineage: Eukaryota; Metazoa; Chordata; Actinopteri; Acipenseriformes; Polyodontidae
Product: cyclin-dependent kinase 12-like
Exons: 16
Coding region: 999-5201 (1400 amino acids)
Biological process (GO): protein phosphorylation; transcription elongation by RNA polymerase II; positive regulation of transcription elongation by RNA polymerase II
Cellular component (GO): cyclin/CDK positive transcription elongation factor complex; nucleus
Molecular function (GO): cyclin binding; ATP binding; cyclin-dependent protein serine/threonine kinase activity
Source: RefSeq, a predicted model, not a curated record